Molecule: messenger RNA, 7326 nt
Organism: Parastagonospora nodorum SN15
Lineage: Eukaryota; Fungi; Ascomycota; Dothideomycetes; Pleosporales; Phaeosphaeriaceae
Exons: 6
Coding region: 1-7326 (2441 amino acids)
Source: RefSeq, a predicted model, not a curated record
AUGCGUCAGUUCACGCAGGUGUCGAUUUCGCCAUGGGCAAACCCGUUCAAUGGUGCAACGGGAACAGGGCAGAACUACUACACAUCAAGUGCCCCGAAGCAGCCUACCUAUCGACGGAUGGUCGCACCACCGGCACCAAUAUUCUUCCAUCCGGAAGUUGAGCAAGUCGUUGGCGAAAGUGAUAACGAAGAUGACUCAGGCAGUGCGCCGAUUGAGUCCGCUGCAUCACCAGAGGCCCCAGCUGCCCCUGAAGUACCUGCACCAGAGGCAGCAGAGCCAGCGCCGCCGUCGCCUCCUCCACCUCCAGCACCUGCACCAGAUGCGACUGAUAUCGAACCUCCAGCUCCUCCCCCAGAUGCACCACCGCCGCCACCAGAUGAUGUGGAGAUAGUAACAACAGAAGGAGACGCACCGUCGACCAGUGAAGUCAUAAUCGUUGAUGUCCAAAACGAGCCGCCACACGAAGAUGCUGUUGUACAUGUACCUCCUCCUCCACCAUUUGUAGAAGCGAGUCCGAGCACACCACCUCCACCGCCACCCGUUGAAGUCGUACCUGAGCCAUCUAUAGCUGGAAGUGAGAAGAGUGGUGAGUCCGAGCAGGCCGCUCAAGAGCCCCCGAAAUCCCCCGUCAUCAAAUUCGUUCACUUUGCGUCUGACACGAAAGAUCCAGACGCUGGCAACAGCAAGAAGAAAAAGAAGCUGCUAAUUGGCAAGGGCAAGCCCAAUGCUUUCGUGCGCGUGAGGGACCCGCCCUCUCCAACCCCCACAUCUCCCAAGGAUGAGAAGAAAAGGGUCAUUGACAAGGUCGUGAGGAAGAAGGAGCGACGUCCAUCAUUUCUUUCCAUCUCUUCUCUUGAAAAGCCUAAGCUCAGUAAGUCGGAUGACCGCAAACGAACGAAGCCAGACGACAAGGAUAAGAAGGCAAAAAGCAAGAAGGAAAAGUCGAAAGGCGAAUCGCCCAGUAUCGCGGAGGAUGAUGAACGAUCACUCGAUAACGAAGAGAGUGUCAUCUCGGAAGGCUCUACGGGCGCGUCCACUGAAAGCCAGGACGCCGUUGUCGGAGAGGCUGCAUCGCCACCACCUCCUCCCCCUCCUCCGCCACCACCUGCAGAUGAGAUCACACCAGACUCUCAAGAACCUCUUGAAAAGUCAGCCGAAACAGCGUCGACACCGUCAGAUGAGACUUACCCAGAAGCAAAGGAGGCUACCUCUGAAGGUGAUCCAGCUCCCCCACCGCCGCCCCCUGCAGAGGUAGUGGCCGAGGACCAAGACGUUGCGAAAGACGAGCCACCGGUGGAAACCGAAGAAGGCACAUCCGCAGAAGAAGGAGCAGUACCUCCACCACCGCCGCUGAUGGAGGACAAUAGUGAACCAGAGGACAAAGCAGAUGUGGCGGAUGCGGCAGAUGCCGAAGCUACUCCUGUAGAAGACGUCGCCCCAGCAGAAGAGGCAAGUCCAACUGAUGAGACUGCCGCGGAAGCUCAAGAAGAUGCCGAUGCCACCACUGAGGGCGAGAAGGCAGAUGGUGACGAUACAAGUAAAGAAGAGCCAUCGCCUUCAGCGGCAGAAGAGCUGCCCGCGGCCGAGCCCGCUGUCGCCGAAGAGGCAGAACCAAAGAACGAUGAAGUGAAAGAAGAAACGCCCACGAACGCCAAAGAGCCUGCGGCAGAUAUAUCGUCUGAGCCUGUCCCAUCGCCCGAAGACGUCAUACCGCCCGAGACCGAUGCCGCUGCGGAAGCAACGGCGGAAGCAAGCAGCGAUUCAGAUGCCGUGGAUGUCGCCAAAGCCGAAGACAAUAAGGAAGACGAGCAAACUGCAGAUGAGCCUGUUACUGGGGCCGAAGAAGCAAGACCCGAAGCCACGGAGACGGCAUCAGUCGAUAUAGCGGAGGACGCCGAGGCGCCCGCUGUCGAAGUUGUGCCAGAGUCUGAGUCAGUUCCCAUAGCUGAAGCACCCAGCAAGCCUGAAGACGAAGCCGUUUCAGAGGACCAAGAAGAGGAACAACCAAAAGAAGCCUUAACCGAAGAGUCGGUGAUCGAGGUUGCUGCAACAGAACCUGCGUGUGAUGAAGCCUCCACGGAAGAAUCUGGGAUUCCGACUGAACCUACAUCGGAAGAACCUCCCACGGAAGAAUCUGCAGUGGAAUCCCCAUCUGAUGAGGUUUCCAUUGAAGGACCUGUUGUCAAUGAACCACCUGCGGAAGAGUCUGCGAAGGAAGAGCCUGUGACAGAAGAACCUACGACUGAUGAAGCCUCAAACGAUGAGCCUCCUAAAGAGGAAUCUCUAGAGGUCGAACUCGCAACAGAUGAGUCCGCCGUCGACCCUUCCGCUCAAGAAAUGGUUUCUGGAGAACCGAAAGUACAGGGAGAGGAAGCUCAGGAUGUAGCUAGUGAGGCUACACCCGAGCCAGCAGCUGAGAGCCAGAGUGCCACCUCUCUGGAAGAAGAUUCAGAGCAAUCAGAUGUCGCGGAUCAACCAGUUGAGCAGGAUAGUGCAGAUGCACCUGCUGCCACAUCGCUGGCCGCCCCGGAUAAAUCUGCCAACCUUGAGGAAAAUAUUGGCUCUGAGGAUGCUUCUGCAGAAACCACCCCCUCAGCCGAUGACACAAAGCCGCCCACAGAUGAGCCCACUGCUGCAGUCGAUGACGGGAACGUUGUCGAGAUUACAGAAUCGCCCGAGCCUGCUGAGAACGCUAGUGCUGAAGCACAAAGUGAAGGGCAAGAAGAGAGUGAAGGUGCACGCGGAGAGCAGCCAGCUGUUGCGGCAACCGUAAACGAAGCACUUGACACGGCACCUCCUUCUGCUGCCAUCGAGGUCACAUCAGAGCAAGGCAACGCCGAAGCGCAAGACUCAACAGAGGUCAAAGCCGAAGACCAAAAUCCCGAGCCCGUCAAUGACGGCAACGACAGCAAUAAAACAGUUGAAGCCGAGGCGCACGAGGCUGAAGUCGAGUCCCAGCCCGUUGAAACAAAGGAAGACACGCAAGAGCCUGAGCACGCGUCUGACAUGGGUGUUGGUGUUGCAGACGGUGAGGUAAGCGAGCAGCGCCCAGAGACGCCCGAUCUCCCAGGCCAACCAGAUGAAGCACCACCAGGCGCCGGAUCGGGCUGGCUGGUCCACGUCGAGGGCUGCAACUCAGAAGAGCCGAUUGGGCCGCGCGACGCGUCUGAUUGGUCGCCUCGCCCAAUCGCUGUUGCUGCCAGCACACAACAGCCAGCGUAUCUGACUGUCACAUCCUCGUCUCGGAAGUUACUCGUCGAAGAAUCAACUGGGGAAGACCCAGCUGCGGCCGGGGACGCUUCGGUGCCCACAAACGAGAACACUGAAAUAAAGCCUGAGCAAACCGAAAGCAAAGAUGUCGACGCCGUAGCGAACACAGAGCAAGUGGUAGUCGCAAUACCGGAAACGGAGAUGACGGAAGUGACCGCACCUGUGGAUGCUGAGGCUGUUGACGAGACCUUGCUCGCAGAAGUGGACGAGAAGGAUACUCAGGACACGCCCGAUGCUCACGAUGAAGAUGACGAUGCUUCUGACUCGCCGUCCGAAUCAGACAACGGGUUUGAUUCCGACUCGGAUGUGUCAUCAAUGCCUCCUUCGAUAGUUGAAGUAGACACUGCAGAAAGUCCUGAGACUACUGAAGGACAGGAGGAGCAAGAGGCCGAUAACCCCGCACCCAAGGACGAGGACACCGCUUCCAUUGCACCUGAAGAAGUUGAAACCGAGUCAUCUAACGCGACAACACAAGACGAUGCAAGCUCAGCCACCACCGUUGAAGUUGCCGAGGCAGAACCCGAUGCUGCUGAAGCAAAAGAAGAGGAAGAAGUACCAGCAAUUGAGAGUGAGGCACCGGUUCCGGAUGCGGAUGUUACACCGGAGGACCCCACUGAAGCCGUACCCGAAGAAGAAGAAUCGAAGCCGGAUGAUGAGUCGACGGUCGAUGCGGCACCAGCAGAUGACAAUGCGGACGUGCCAGCCACUGCGGAAGAUGCCGAAGAGGAUCUCGGUGGCCCUGACGAGGAUAGCGAAGAUGAAGGAACGUCGUCGGUCAGUGAGGCAUCGACCGCGCAGUCUGAAGAGGCUGCGUCCGCGUCGGUGACCGAGCCCGCAGAUGCGCCAAGUCAAGAUGCACCUCCUGAGCAGGAAGAAGAGGCAGAUGAGUCUGUGGUCGUCGAAGCUGAGGAGCCGAGCCAGCCAGAAGAGGCCGAGGAAGCGCCUGAAUCUGAGCCUGUGAACGAGGGGGGUGAUGAAGAGGCUCCUGCCGAGGACAGCUCUGAUACACCUGCACCCGCCGAAGCUGUCGAAGAAACCGAUCCGGCUCCGACGAUAACAGAAGCCAAUGCUGAUGCAUCUGCAACUACAGAGACGGAUGUCACAGAAGAGCCUACGGCCGAUCCAGCUCCCGAGGUAGACGAAGUGCAGGUCGCAGAUGCUGGGAAUGAAGAAGACACCCCCGAGCAACCCGCCCCAGCAAUCGAAGGAGCUGACGAUGCUGCACCGCCGCCACCCGAGGAUUCAAACACGGAGAGUCCAGAGCCGGCGCUGGAGGACGAGCCUGAAGCUAAUCCAGAUGAUUCGAAUGAACCUGAGACUAUCGAGCCGCCUGUAGUUGAGGCAGAAGAGGCCACCGAAGACACACCACAGGAUGAUGCUGUUCAAGCUGAGUCUGCUGAGGAGCCCGCUACCGAGGAACCCGGACUCGCUGUCAUUGAGAAUCUAGAAGAGGUCGACCCAAUAACGCCAACACCUGAGCUUGCAGAAGACGGUGAGGGCGACGUGCCCAAAGCAUUGAACCAACCAGAUGCGCCUGUUGAAGAGGUCGCCGAUCCACCAGCAGCUGAAGAAUCGACUGCCGCAGACGAAGAAAAAGCCGAAGACGCAGCGGACGUAGAGGCCGAGGUUCCAUCGGAUGAGGCCGUCGAGGCACCGUCCACAGAGGUGGAACCCGAGCCAACGGUAGACGCAGAUGGUAUCGUAGAUGCACCGCAGCCAGAUGAAGACGAGUCAAACGAUGCCGAGGAACCUGCGGCAGAGCCAUUAGCGGACGAACCUGCUGAUGCUGAAGCUGAGGAGCCAGUCCCAGAAGUACCUGUCGAAGAUGAGCCUGGUCAAGCUGAAGUCGAUGCACCAGAAGAGGAAACAGGUGCUGCUGAAGCCACAACAGAACCGGAACCAGAAGCGAUCCCGGAAGCAAGUGAAGAGGCAGCGCCAGAGCCAGAGCCAGAGCCAGAGCCUCCGGUAACGGAGGACGUAGUAGAACCAGCGGAGCCCACUCCAGAAGCAGUCGAAGUCGUUCCUGAGCCGGAAGCUGUCGAGGAGGAGGAGGAGGCUGUUGAGGCUGAAGCUCCCGGAGAAUCCCCUGCUGACCCCGUUGCCGAUGAAGCAGCCGCGCCAGAACCGCAGGUAGAGGAAGCCGAGCCCGUGGUGGAAGCGCAAGUCGAGGCACCUGUAGAGGAGACGCCUGUAGAUACGCCAUCCGAUCCUGUGCCAGAGGCAGAAGAGGCAGACCGGACCCUUGAAAGUGAAAACGCGGAUCUCCCCGCUCCCGAACCGAUUGUCGAGAGCCCACGUGACGAAUCGCUACCUCGAGAACGCGACUUCGCCAUAGUCGACGGACCCGCAGUCGAAUCUUCGCCAAGAGAAAAGCAACGGCGGCGACAUUCUCAUACGCACAGACAACGAAGGCGUGAGAGCGAGGCAAGUGUGAAGGAGCGACCCGCAAUCGGUGCUCUUGCUGGAGUCCUUGCGGCCGCAAAACUCUCUAGUUCCGCAAAGACCAAGCGUCGUGACAGUGGCACAGAGCGUGAUACGGGCAGAGGUAAAGAGCGGAGGCGUGAGGAAGAAAGGGAUCACAGCAACAGCAGCAGGGAGCGAAUGUAUCCAGACCACCGCGCAAGUCGCCGUCGCGAUGACAGGGUCGAAGAUCGAUAUGCCAAACGCCGAACAGUGCAAGAGCUUGAUGAAGCAACGGAAGAACAGAAGCGGCGCGAGCGUCGCAUUGAACGGAAACGAAAAGAGGCAGAAGAGGCAGCUAAGGCAUUGGAAGAGGAAGAGCUUCGUCAACAAAGGCGCCGUGAGCGUAAAAUUGCCGCCAAGCUGGCGGAAGAUGAACGUUUGAGAGCCGAGGACGAGCGCCGCAGACAAAAGGAGGAAGAGCGCAUUGCACUAGAAGAGGAAGCGAGACGCAUACGCCACGAGAAGAGGCGGCAGAAAUACGAGGCCGAAAAGGAGGCAAAACGACAGGAGAUCUUACGACUGGAACAACUCGAACAAGCUGAGCGUGAGGAAGAAGAGGCCAGGCGCCUGCGACGUCUGAGACGAGCCGAGCGAGAAAAGGAGAAGCUGGCUCCAUCGCGUCCAAGAAGGGAAUCUGUCGUGGUGCCACGAGAGUCGCCUCGCAAAGUUCCCCGUGACUCCGCUCGCAGGGCAUAUGAAGAAGAUGAGGAAGUCACGCCUGCGCGACCAUUGACCCCUCCACUACCACCCGUGGAUACGGGGUCGCCACGCAGCGCGCCGCGCCGACGGAUGAGUACUCGAGAGACUCCGCCCACCACCAAGCGAAGCAGUAGGCUGGGUGCGUUGUUCGGUCGCUCAAAGACAGAUCCCAUCACACCGCCCUCGAAAUCGACUAGACCGACCACUCGCGUACGCUCAGAUCCGACUGAAGUGCCAGAAGUACCUACCAAAGUGUUGCGCAAAGAUAUCGACCGCCCCGGUAGUAGCCACCAGUCCUCCAACGAGAGUCGCGAUCGUGCUGAGCGUCCCCACCGCAGUCGUAGACAGUCACAAGGCCAGCGUCGAUUUAAAAACCAGGCAGAAGAAGAUGAGUACUACAGACAGAAGGAGAAGCGCAGGUCUGCUCGGCAAAAGGAAUACGAGAUGUCUGGGGGUCGUGAUGGGGGUGUUACAUUCGCAGAGCCUAUCGACGAUCUAGGUCCGCCACCACCCGAGCCAUUCGAGCCGGAUCCUGAGCCUGUUUUCGAACCAGAGCUCGAGCAGGAUGCGUCUCAAUACAUAGAGGAUGAUAAAGCAGAGCUCGGUGUUGCCUCUACAUCGUCUGCCGAACGCCGCGAACGUCGCCGCAGCAGGCGCGAGUCGGGGUUAGAAGAGCGACCCAGAACUCGUCGCAUCACCGUGACCGAAAGGGAGCGACCAGAGGGUCGGCGCAACGAGUCAGAUCGCCCGCGCACAAGGGGUUACGACGAGGAAAAGCCCCGCCCCAGGCGAAGCGAGACUGAGAGGAGGAGCAGCGGACGCAGCUCAAGGAAGAAGGAAGAGUCUGGCGGACUUAAGAGCCUCUUCGGAGGAUUGAAGAAGAGAAUUGCUUGA